This is a messenger RNA of Monopterus albus (swamp eel), 1044 nucleotides long. It is a transcript of the gene pih1d1, whose product is annotated as PIH1 domain containing 1. The record is from RefSeq and is a predicted model, not a curated record. NCBI's taxonomy places the organism in Eukaryota, Metazoa, Chordata, Actinopteri, Synbranchiformes, Synbranchidae. Gene Ontology annotation, biological process: rRNA processing; box C/D snoRNP assembly. Gene Ontology annotation, cellular component: ribonucleoprotein complex; R2TP complex; cytoplasm.
GUGCGUGUUGGUUCUGUUGGCGGGCGAUGGUGAAGUUCGGGGAGAGACUUGUGAUGUUCUGUUUUGUUACUUUUUCCGCCAUGUCAACAGACUCCUCACUCCUCAACUCCGAGCUGGAGCUGCACCAGCAAGAGGAGCUCUAUCAACAGCUGCUGUUACAGACAAUGGAAAAGAUGCAGACCGAAAAUCCAGAGUCUAAAGUAAUCCAACCGCAACCCGGCAUGUGUGUGAAGACUCUCUCUGAGCCAGGCAAGGACAAGGUAUUUGUGAACAUCUGCCAGUCAAACUCAGUUCCACCUCCGCCAGACCUUUCGAGAGAGGAGCUUGUAGAGCUGCAAGAUCCUAGUGGCUACAGAGUACCCAUGAGUCUGGGCGAGCCACACAGCGAAAUAGACAACAGCUCUCAGAGUUGCACAGCUUUUGAUGUGGUCAUCAACCAGGAGUUCUUCCAGAGAUGCCAGAAGGAUCCCUUGUUCCAGCAGUUUGUUAUUCUGGUCUCUUUAGAGGGUUUGGAACACAAAUACGCCUUGGAGCUAAGUAGAGACUGGAAGGUGCUCAAGAACAGAAAGUUCUUGGGUUCUCUCGGCGAGCACAACAUCCGGACGAAAAACAGGCCAAUGAUUCAGGAGCUGCAGCCUCAGGAGAGCUCCACUGCUACAGCAAAACGACCAGAGUUCACUUUGCUUGUGGAGCCUUCUACUGGUGACCCUGAGUACCUCAUUGGAGAGAUAAAGCUACCAGGGGUGCCAUCAUCUCGUUCUCUGGUCCUUGAUGUCGGAGAGGACCGACUGGUGCUGACAGCUCGGCCCUCCCUCUUCCAUCUUGAUAUUUUCCACCCCUUCCUCAUCGAUCAGCAGAACAGUGUGGCACAGUACAACAAGAGCACUCAGGUCCUUACAGUUACUAUGCCUGUGGUGUCUUCAUGAAACUAUAGAACAGGUGUUUUGUUUGUAUGUGUGUGUGUGAAAUGAUGAUGUGAUAAUAAAGGUAUUUCAAUAAAGUCAGUCACUCUUUGUUACAGCAGAGCCUUGAGCAGUCCACAGU